CCAUGCCAGCUUUUCUUUAAAGCCGCACUGCGAGAGUGAGGGGAGAGGGAGGGAGAAGAAUGGGGAAUGAGGAUAGGAACGAGGUGGCGAUGGCGGAGAACCCGAGGAAGGAAGAGACCGGGCCGGUGUCGGUGGAGCGGGCGUUCGAGGGGCAGCGGGUGCCGGGGUGGCGGGAGCAGCUGACGGCGCGGGCACUGGUGGUGAGUUUCUUCCUGUCGGUGAUGUUCAGCGUGAUCGUGAUGAAGCUGAACCUGACCACCGGCAUCAUCCCCUCCCUUAACGUCGCCGCCGGCCUCCUCGGGUUCUUCUUCGUCAAGCUCUGGACCAAGGGCCUGGAGAGCACCGGCCUCCUCCGCACCCCCUUCACCCGCCAGGAGAACACCGUCAUCCAGACCUGCGUCGUCGCCGCCUACGGCCUCGCCUUCAGCGGUGGUUUUGGAAGUUACAUUUUCGGCAUGAGUUCAAGAAUUGCAGACCAAGCAACAGAAGAAAAUAAUUCACAGAACAUAAAGGAACCAAAACUCGGAUGGAUGAUCGGAUUUAUGUUUGUGGUUAGCUUUCUUGGACUAUUUUCUCUUGUUCCCCUCAGAAAGAUAAUGAUCAUUGACUACAAGCUGAUCUAUCCAAGUGGUACUGCCACUGCAUACCUUAUCAAUGGCUUCCAUACUCCUCAGGGUGAAAAGCUGGCCAAAAAACAAGUCUGGACAUUAGGCAAGUUCUUUGUCAUUAGCUUCCUGUGGGGAUUCUUUCAGUGGUUUUAUACUGCUGGUGACGAUUGUGGAUUUGCAGCAUUUCCUACACUUGGUCUUAAAGCUUAUGACAACAGGUUUUUCUUUGAUUUUUCUGCUACUUAUGUCGGAGUUGGAAUGAUCUGCCCGUAUAUGGUGAAUAUAUCUGUUCUCCUUGGAGCCAUCCUUUCUUGGGGAAUCAUGUGGCCCCUUAUAAACAAUCAAAAAGGCCACUGGUAUUCAGCAAGUCUCUCACCGACCAGUCUUCAUGGAUUGCAGGGUUACAGGGUCUUCAUAGGCAUUGCCAUGAUUCUCGGUGAUGGCCUCUAUAACUUCUUGAAGGUCCUACAUCGAACAACAUCAGCCUUCAUUACCGCAGCACGGAAGCGCCCCACAACCACUCUCCCUGUCUCAGAUGAUGACCGCCCUGCAACAACACCCACUACGUUUGAUGAUGAAAGGCGAACUGAGGUCUUCCUUAAAGAUCAAAUCCCAAAGUGGGUGGCAUUUGGGGGCUACAUUGCGGUUGCCAUUAUCUCCAUCAUUACACUUCCUCACAUCUUUCCUCCGCUCAAGUGGUAUUUCAUCUUGGUUGCCUAUGUUUUCGCCCCAGUUCUAGCUUUCUGCAAUGCCUACGGUUGCGGCCUCACGGAUUGGUCUCUGGCCUCCACCUACGGAAAGCUUGCUAUCUUCAUCUUUGGAGCCUGGGCAGGUGCCUCUCAUGGCGGUGUGCUUGCAGGACUGGCUGCCUGUGGUGUCAUGAUGAACGUUGUAUCCACCGCAUCAGAUCUCAUGCAAGACUUCAAGACCGGAUACUUAACUCUAGCUUCUCCGCGGUCCAUGUUCGUGAGCCAAGUCAUCGGCACUUCCAUGGGUUGUGUGAUUGCUCCAUGUGUUUUCUGGCUUUUCUUCAAGGCCUUCAAAGACAUCGGCAUGCCCGGCAGUGAAUACCCAGCACCUUACGCCAUUAUCUACCGAAACAUGGCAAUACUUGGAGUCGAUGGCUUCUCGUCGCUGCCAAAACACUGCCUCACUCUCUGCUACAUAUUCUUCGCCCUAGCCAUUGCAAUUAACUUGGCAAGAGAUUUGUCUCCCAAGAAGGUGGCGAGGUUUAUUCCGAUCCCCAUGGCGAUGGCUAUACCUUUCUACAUUGGAUCAUACUUCGCCAUCGAUAUGUUUGUGGGAAGCGUGAUACUAUUCGUUUGGGAACAGUUGAACAAGGCCAAGGCAGAUGCCUUUGGUCCUGCAGUGGCAUCUGGAUUGAUCUGCGGCGACGGGAUAUGGACUCUACCGCAAGCAGUCCUCGCACUUGCUCAAGUGAAGCCACCGAUAUGCAUGAAGUUUCUAUCGAGGAAAAUGAAUGACAAAGUCGAUGUGUACAUCGGAACCUUAUCAUAGUACCUCCCUCCAGGGAAGCAAAGGGGAAAACAGGAUGCCCCUCAACUUCAGCAUUUUAUAAGCCAAAUCUAUGCAUCCCCACAAGGAAGAUGCCACAGGUGGAUUGCGCUGUGAUUAUGUCCAGAGUUACUUUUAUCUGAUGUCUAGUGUUUUCCUUUUCUAGUGGAAGAACUCAUAGAUCUGUGAUUACACUUUGUGCUAC
This is a messenger RNA of Musa acuminata subsp. malaccensis (wild Malaysian banana), 2328 nucleotides long. Its product is annotated as probable metal-nicotianamine transporter YSL12. Gene Ontology annotation, molecular function: oligopeptide transmembrane transporter activity. Gene Ontology annotation, cellular component: membrane. NCBI's taxonomy places the organism in Eukaryota, Viridiplantae, Streptophyta, Magnoliopsida, Zingiberales, Musaceae. The record is from RefSeq and is a predicted model, not a curated record.